Molecule: messenger RNA, 6128 nt
Organism: Oncorhynchus masou masou (cherry salmon)
Lineage: Eukaryota; Metazoa; Chordata; Actinopteri; Salmoniformes; Salmonidae
Gene: sned1
Product: sushi, nidogen and EGF-like domains 1
Exons: 31
Coding region: 689-4789 (1366 amino acids)
Biological process (GO): Notch signaling pathway; cell-matrix adhesion
Molecular function (GO): calcium ion binding; Notch binding
Source: RefSeq, a predicted model, not a curated record
CUGAAAGAACUCCUUUGGCAGGCAGAAUAGGGCUUUUAUUGAGAAUAUUUCUAAGCUCACCAUCGGGGACAAAAAAAAAAUCAAACUUGUGUCGAAUCACUCUGCUCCCCCUUUCUCUCUGUCUUUCCCUCAUUCUAUUUCUGUGAGACGGAGCAGCAGCAGCACAGCUUACGGACCGACAAAGCACCCAGCAGCACAGUUUACGGACCAACGAAGCACCCAGCAGCAAGGCAAGCAAAACGCAAGGAGUCUAUCCGCUUGUCUCAGACAACCGGCACAACUAAGAGGGGCACAGCAGAGAGAGAGAGAGAGAGAGAGAGAGAGAGAGAGAGAAAGAGAGAAAGAAAGAGAGGGACAGAGAGAUUGGACAAUUUAAUUUAAAGGGCUGCUGUUGCUUCACCUGUGGAAAAAAUAUCCCAUUCCUAUCCUGUCUUGCUGCUACCCCAGGUAUCCUGUCACCCCUCCCCUGCCCUCUGAUACCCUCUGCUUGCCUUGACUGUCCCUGUCACCUCCAUCCCUGAGAGAGAGAGAGAGAGAGAGAGAGAGAGAGAGAGAGAGAGAGAUAGAGAGAGAGAGAAGUUUAAGAAGGAAAUUGCGACACAGAAGAUUUAACGUGCUACUGGUGUUGUAGCAUAAGAGAAACUGUACUGUCCCCCCUCUUCUCCUGUUCUGACGAGAGGCUGAGGUCAUGGUGAUGGUGCCUGGAGCUGUCAUGGUACCUGGAUCCUUACUACCCUGCCUCUGCACCCUGCUCUGCCUGGAUCUGCUGCUCCUCCCUGGGACAGUCGAGCCGUCGGUGCCCCUGGAGGACUUCUACCCCUUUGGCCAGGACUGGGGGGAUUUCCAGACGAUCUCUCAGGAUGAUGGAGGCUCAGGUCUGGUGGAGAUCUCUGUGGCGUUCCCCUUCUUCGGUGACAAGCACUCGGGGCUCUACGUGAACAACAAUGGCCUGGUCUCGUUCCUCAGAGAGGUGUCUCAGUUCACACCAGUGGCCUUUCCCAUCGCCGGAGACCGGAGGGUUGUGGCGCCGUUCUGGGCUGACGUGGACAACAGGCGGGCGGGGCAGGUCUUCUACCGGGAGAGUAAAGACCCGUCUGUCCUCCUGAGGGCCACUGCUGACGUCAGACGACACUUCUCUGGGUUCCCAGAGUUCAGUGCGACGUGGAUACUCAUCUCGACGUGGCACAAAGUCACCUUCUUUGGAGGAAGUGACAUCACACCGGUGAAUACCUUCCAGUUGGUGCUGAUCACCAACGGAGAGGUAUCCUUCACCAUCUUCCAGUAUCACGACGUCACCUGGACCACAGGCAUGCACGCCAGCAGUGGAGGAGACCUGGCAGGGCUAGGAGGCAUCGCUGCACAGGCAGGUUUUAACGCUGGCGACGGGAAACGCUACUUCAACAUCCCGGGGUCUCGUACUGAUGAUGUCGUGGAUGUGGAGGGAACCACCAACGUAGGUCGCCCCGGGAGAUGGGUGUUCCGGAUCGACAACGCUCAGGUGGAGGUGGGUGGCUGCAACCACUCAGCGUCUGUGUGUCCACACCUUCGACCCUGUCUGAAUGGAGGUCUCUGUAUUGAUGACUGCAUCACCGGCAACCCUUCUUUCUCCUGCUCCUGUCUGGCUGGGUUCACCGGAAGGUGGUGCCAGAUAGAUAUAGAGGAGUGUUCGUCCUACCCCUGUCAGAACGGAGGUACCUGCUCAGACCGGGUUAACGGGUUCACCUGCCAGUGUCCACCUGGGUUUACAGGGACAGUCUGCCAAACAGACAUUGACGAGUGUAAAGACAGACCCUGCCUCAACGGAGCGCUGUGUGUGUCAGGUGUCGACAGCUUCACCUGUGUGUGUGAGAGUGGCUACUCUGGGACUCUGUGUGAGACAGACAUGGACGAGUGUGUUUCCCAGCCCUGCCUGAAUGGAGGACAGUGUAAAGACCAGGUGAAUAGUUACAACUGCACCUGUCCUGUUGCCUUCACCGGGACACACUGUGAAACAGAGUUGGUGGUGGUCCAGGUGAAUUCAUCAUCGGCUCCUCAAACUGACAAUCAAACAGUGUCUUGUAAAGGGGAUGGCUGUGAGAACCGUUCGACCUGUGAAUACCUCGGCCCUGGGAACCACAACUGUACCUGCAUCCAGGGUUUCUAUGGUGACAACUGUGAAGGAGAGUGUCUGUGCCAGAAUGGAGGGGUCUGUGUGGACGGGGCCUGUGUCUGCACCUCCGGCUUCACCGGAAUCUACUGUCAGUUUGAGGUGACCCAGACCCCAUGCAGUAACAGCAGGCCAUGUCCUGAUGGAGGACCCUGUCUGGAGUACGGAGGAACCUACCUGUGUACCUGUCAGACAGGUGUGGCAGACCUAGAUCACAAGGACUUCUAUCCUCCCUAUGUACAGCAUCGAUCGGUCUGUGAUUCAUCCCCGUGUCUGAACGGAGGUCAGUGCUAUGAGAGAGAUGGAGGCUACACCUGCGACUGCAAGCAAGGAUACAGAGGGAAACACUGUGAGAAAGUCAGACUCAAUACCUGUGCCUCUGGCCCGUGUCGUAAUGGAGGCUCCUGUAAAGAGGAGGCAGGGAGCUUCCUGUGUGUCUGUCCAUACAGGUUCACUGGUAAACACUGUGAAGUGGGGAGGCCAGACCCGUGCUCCUCCAGCCCCUGUCUGAACGGAGGAACAUGUUUCCACUACAUCGGGAAGUACAAGUGUGAAUGUUCCGGAGCCUUCAGCGGGAGACACUGUGACAUCAGCAGGGGAUCAGCACACUCCACAGCAGACCUGGACUGUGGUCCCCCCCUGCAGGUGAAGCAUGCAGAGCUCCAGUUCUCCUCUACGUCGCCAGGCUCCAUGGCUCUGUACGUGUGCCACCCAGGGUACACCCCCAUGCCCAGGGCCACCCAGAGCAUCUGUGGGGGGCAGGGAGCCUGGAGCCAACCACCUGUCUGCCAGGAUAUGGAUGAGUGUCUGUCGGGGCCAUGUAAACAUGGAGGAACAUGUGAGGACCAGCCGGGAUCCUACUACUGCCACUGCCAACACGGCUUCAGAGGGCAAGACUGUGAAAUAGAGCAGGACAGAUGUGAGUCCAGCCCCUGUUUGAACGGCGGUGUGUGUCGGGGCUCCAGGAACAACUACCUAUGUGUGUGUAAAGAAGGGUUCUUGGGGGACCGCUGUCAGUCAUUGGAGAAUCCCUGUGUACUGCAGCCAUGUGGGAACAGAGGCCUCUGCCAGAGCGACAGGAAAGGGAACUACAGCUGUACUUGCAAAGUGGGUCACACAGGCAAGGACUGUGAGAAAGACCUGUUGCCUCCCUCUGGUCUGCAUGUACUACGGGUGGAGGAGGAUGAGGUGGAGCUGCGCUGGGACCUGCCGGACCCCUCCUCUCAGAGCCUGGUCAGUGGCUUCGCUGUGACCUACGCCCCUCUGGGUCUCCCGGGCCGUGGCAGUGGAACCAGGAAGACUGACUUCCUGGACAAGAAGCUGUCCACCUAUCAGCUGCAGGGCCUGGUGCCCGGCAUGCUAUACAACAUCUCUACGUUCUCAGUGAAACGAAACACCAACAGCAACGAUGUCAGCCAGCCAGCCAUUGCUCUCAUACGCACCCGGCCACGGCGGGUGGACCAGCUGCAGGUAGUCAACGUAUCGUCCUCCCAGGUAUGGCUGAGGUGGCUGGUUCAGGCUGCUCGUCAUGCUACCGUCAGCCAGGUGCGCCUUUCCCUGGUCUCCUGGGACGGUAGUGGAGUUGCCACCGCUCUGCUCAACACCAGCACAAUGGAAUAUGCCUUCAGCUCUCUGCUCCCUGGUCAGAUGUACACAGUGGAUGUUCUAACUCAGAGUGGUAUCAGACCAGACGAGUCGCCCUCCACCAGUCACUCUGCUGGACCGCUGCAAGUCUGGACCAGACCCCUCCCCCCUCAGAACCUGUCUCUGUCCCAUGUGACCUCCAACUCUGCCCUGGUGACGUGGGUUCCCCAUCCCAGAAACCUGCCAGACGGCUUCGUGGUCAAUGUGACGCGAGGCCUGAGCACCCGGAGUCGCUUCCUACCCAGUGGGAAGCUGCGAACAUAUACCCUGAGAGAGCUUUCCCCAGGACAACACUACCACCUCGUCCUCGUGGCUGUUAGGAACACAGGACAGGAACAGAUUCACAGUGUACCACAACACCUGGCCUUCACCACAUUACCGAUGGAGGAGCGAUGGGGAGCGAGGACGAGGGAGAGACCGUUGGUUGGGGGAACCCCUGUGAGUCAUACACUAGCCCCGUCUGAACCUCAGGACCUGGGGGUGACUGGAGACAGAGAGCACUCUGAAGAGAUACCCAGAUACACAGAGCUGAUUGAUGGAAGGGGGAGGAUAACAGCUAAGUUCACGAGCAGAAAGGUCAUCAGACACCGCACCAAGCCUGAGCUUCCUAUUCAGUUCCAGAAGAUGGAGGAGACAACUAAGCAAAUCGGCCUUGCACUAGAGAGGAAGGAGGAAGAGGAGGGGCCUGAGUCGUCCCGGGACUGCCAGAGCCUGCCCUGCCUGAACGGGGGUACGUGUGAGAAGGGGAGCGACUCAUACAUCUGCAAUUGCGCAGCUGGGUUCAAGGGCAGGCAGUGUGAGCUGUUCUGCCAACGAUUGCCCCACCCGUGUACCCGCCUCUACUCUGAAACAAAGAGCAUGCCCGUCUGGGUGGGUGAAGUCUGCCAUUACCUGUACAAAAGGACGUUUAAAGUGCAGCAGGAUGUUUGUUAUCGAGAGAUCUGUGAACCACCGCUGCCCAAGAAAAGUCCCAACAGAAGAACCAACAGCCAAUCAUAAUGGUUCUGUGAUACAUGUCAAAUUGUAUUUGUCACAUGCCUCCCAUACAACAGGUGUAGAUAGACCCUACAGUGAAAUGCUGACUGACCAGCCCUUAACCAACAGGUGUAUAUAGACCCUACAGUGAAAUGCUGACUGACCAGCCCUUAACCAACAGGUGUAGAUAGACCUCACUGUGAAAUGCUGACUGACCAGCCCUUAACCAACAGGUGUAGAUAGACCUCACAGUGAAAUGCUGACUGACCAGCCCUUAACCAACAGGUGUAGAUAGACCCUACAGUGAAAUGCUGACUGACCAGCCCUUAACCAACAGGUGUAGAUAAACCUCACAGUGAUAUGCUGACUGACCAGCCCUUAACCAACAGGUGUAGAUAAACCUCACUGUGAAAUGCUGACUGACCAGCCCUUAACCAACAGGUGUAGAUAGACCUCACAGUGAAAUGCUGACUGACCAGCCCUUAAUCAACAGGUGUAUAUAGACCCUACAGUGAAAUGCUGACUGACCAGCCCUUAACCAACAGGUGUAGACCUCACAGUGAAAUGCUGACUGACCAGUCCUUAACCAACAGGUGUAGAUAGACCUCACAGUAAAAUGCUGACUGACAUACAAGCUUUUUCCUCAAUGAUGUGGAGUUAAAAUAAGAAAAUAAAAACAUGAGAAAUAAAACACACUUAGAUGACCGCUGUUGUAGGAUGACCCCUGUUGUAGGAUGACCCCUGUUGUAGGAUGACCCCUGUUGUAGGAGGACCCCUGUUGUAGGAGGACCCCUGUUGUAGGAUGAACCAUGUUGCCCAGAGAUUGGCCUGUAGGAUGACCCCUGUUGUAGGAUGACCCCUGUUGUAGGAUGACCCCUGUUGUAGGAUGACCCCUGUUGUAGGAUGACACAUGUUGUUCAGAGAUUGGCCUGUUGUAGCCCCAGCUUGAGUAAAGACUAUCAAGCCACCAACUGGAACGAUGAGAAUUGGCUGCUCAUCAAUAACAAAAUGUACGAGAAACAGUCCAGACCAGUGUAAAAUCAAAACAUGAUACAUACCUCAUCACUUCCAUGUUAUCGGUUUAGUCUCUCAGCUCAGGAAAAUGUGUAUAGUAGGCCUGUCUGUUUUAUCACAAGCAAACGCUAUCUAAAAUACCAUGGUCUUACAAUGCCCCCCCCCCCAAAGAUUCAACCGUUUUCCCUCAGCGGCCAAAACAACAACAAUCACUACUGGAAAAUGAGUGUCUGUUUUUAUGGUUCUAGACUCUAAAACCAACGUCACUGCUAUCUAUCAUGUAAAUAGUGUUUAUAGGCUGUUUUCUAGGUUAAUAUUUUAAUAUUAAUAAUAAAAAGUUUAAAAAAAA